AUGUGGUGCUUUUUGAGGCUGAGAGCAAGUCACAAGUGUAUGCACGAGCAUAAUUUGUUAAAGAAAAUAAAAGACAAUGGUAAGUAUAUUUGUUAUGAGCAUGAUUAUAACAGUACAACAAAGAAACAAUCAACAAAGUUCUUAAUGUAUUAAUUCAUGUACUGUCAAACAACAUUUCCCUUAAAGGAUGUUAUUUUUACUAUCUUUUAGAUGUUCUGUGUUAUGACGAUGCGCGCCAUUUGAAAUGCUAUGCCCAAAAUCCAGUGAGAAAGGAUGCCAGUGAUAUUACAAGAAACAUGACCACUAUGGACAUGGUGUGUAAUUGCUUUCACUUUGCCAACCAUACAGAUAAACGGAGUAAGAAAAAUUGCAAUCCAUACAAGACUGCCAAUUUGUGUAACUAA
Porites evermanni is the source of this 404-nucleotide messenger RNA. Lineage: Eukaryota; Metazoa; Cnidaria; Anthozoa; Scleractinia; Poritidae. The record is from the annotation of a GenBank genome assembly.